AUGAAGAGCACAAGCCGAAGCCAAGAUUACCAGCCAACCACCGAAGAUUACCAAACCGCCGAACGACCACUAUCAACACCGGCACAUACAGAUAAACACGGACUCGAAAUAACUCGUACAGCCUGCGGCCAAGGAGACGACGAGAUCAGCGAGAGCGGACAAAACGCCUGGAUAGGCCCAAACAAUCCCAGAUCCAUGAAAGACGCGGGAGACCAAAAUGGUCGUUGUCAGGACUACCCUAAUAGAUCAGCCCCCCCGUGCGCGCCUGCUUAG
Molecule: messenger RNA, 273 nt
Organism: Macrosiphum euphorbiae (potato aphid)
Lineage: Eukaryota; Metazoa; Arthropoda; Insecta; Hemiptera; Aphididae
Source: the annotation of a GenBank genome assembly